GAUAUAAAUAAAGAGAAGACAAUCCGUCACGUUUACUGUCGACCUUCUGUAUCGGAGGAAGUGGUUGGUGACAAGAAGCGAGAUGCUGAGCAAAGGGACGACUCUGCUGAUGGCUGUGGCUGUGCUCUGCAUGACGGCGAGCGCGAAAGACAUUACACACCGCAGUCGCUGUUUGUGCAUUGAUGUGUCAGACAAACUUGUGGCACCAAAGGAGAUUAAAGCCAUCGAAAUCCUGCCACCAUCCAGCACCUGUGACAACGUUGAAAUGAUUGUUCGCUUGAAAAAUGGAAAUAGCUACUGCCUGGAUCCAAAAUUCAAGAGGCUAAUUUUAAAACUGAAAAAGAGAAGCACCUGAGGGAAGCAACCAAAGUACAAUGAACUCCAUGGGGGUCUCUGCUCGUUAUGAAUGUAUAAAACAUGCUCAGAAUAUUAGAACACUGCUGGACAAGAGUCCAUGAAUGAAAAGCUUUGUAUUCUGUCAAUUAUCUUGAAAAUCUGCUAAAAUAUUUGUACCUUUUUGGAGCAGGAGAGGAUGAUGGGAAGCUUUAUGUUCAGCACAUGAAUGUCUUAAAUAUGCUAAUCAUAUUCACACCCCUUGAUGCAAGGGGGUCUGUAGAUGUUAAGAUGGAAUCUUUUAAUCUUUAAUUAUUAAGUUCUUUCACAAAUGCAUGCUAACUUUGGACUUGUACUUAAUGGUGAAUAAAGGUGGGUCACCACAUUCCAGAAAACUUGACCCGAUGAU
Erpetoichthys calabaricus (reedfish) is the source of this 742-nucleotide messenger RNA. RefSeq names its product C-X-C motif chemokine 11-like. NCBI's taxonomy places the organism in Eukaryota, Metazoa, Chordata, Cladistia, Polypteriformes, Polypteridae. Gene Ontology annotation, molecular function: CXCR chemokine receptor binding; chemokine activity. Gene Ontology annotation, biological process: inflammatory response; antimicrobial humoral immune response mediated by antimicrobial peptide; cellular response to lipopolysaccharide. Gene Ontology annotation, cellular component: extracellular region. The transcript has 4 exons. The record is from RefSeq and is a predicted model, not a curated record. Bases 83 to 355 code for a protein of 90 amino acids.